GUCGAAGUUUAUAACUUUAUCUGUGACGAAUGUCUCAACACGAAAUACUGCUGAUGAGACGUCUACACGCCUCCAGUAUUUGACAAUAAGAAUUCUAUUUUUAGAACAUCAAUACUGUUGGUAUACAAAAGGUCAUCCGUAUCGAUAACAACAUUUGUUUUGGGCCGACCGGCAGUGAAGGUAGAAAUUCCGGAGUCCGAAGGUAAAAGUUUGAAGAGCAAUCAGUUGUCGGAGUCGGAACUCGGCAUGCAUCAAACGCUCACCGGAGGAGCAGAAUAGAGUGACGUAAGUGAGCGGUGUGUAUUCGGCCAGGCUUUUCGGCGGGGCCCCCACCAUUACGUUUUGUUUACAAGAGCGACGCCUCAGCGCCGGCACUCGCAGCCGGUCAGCACGCGGGACGCGACGCUCGCGACGCUACAACACUACCGCUAAUAACCUCCUUACUAACCAUUGAUAAGUGAUGCCCCCCAAGUGUUGAGGCCCCCGAGGACACACUACCGGUUCCGAAGUCAUCGCAGAAAAAACUGGAGCUAUUAUAAACUAUUCGGUUCACAUUAGAUCAUAUCCGCGAAAUUGACGUGUAACCAGUGUGUGCUAAGGACCUGCAUAUCGCCGAAAAUUAUCGGCGAACGUUGUCCCUACUGUAUCAUCAGCGGGUGGGGAGGCGGGUCCCCCGGGCCCGGCGGCCGAGGACGCCGACAUGAAAGGCGUCGAAGCUACACCAGAAGAACAAGAACGUCUAGCGACAGGAAACAACAAUGGAUCUCUUGACUGCAAACACACGGUUGCACACCCGCAGCCGCACCGCGAGCGCUCCGUGUUCGCGUCGACGCGGGUCUUCAUGCUGGUGUUCCUGUCCGGCUGGGUGCUCCAGGGCAUGUUCCUCACGUAUUUCGUUAGUGUGACAACGACUGUAGAAAAGCUGUUCAAAGUGGAGUCGAAGACGACAGGAACUUUAUUAGCAGCGACAGAAAUCGGUCAGAUAUGUACAGCGCUAUUCCUGACGUACCUGGCGGGUCGAGGGCACCGGCCGCGCUGGAUCGCGUGCAUGAUGCUGGUGCUGGCGGUGGGCGUGAUCGGCUGCGUGGUGCCGCACAUGAUGUACGGCACGCAGCUACUUGACGUGCAUUUGGACGGACAUCGCGCCGGCGCCGCGCCCGUCUGCUACUCCUUCCAGAACUCAUCUGACUUAUGUGACGCUGCGCACGUCAAGAGCUCUACGACGCGCACGUCUAUCACGGCCGUGGUGAUCCCAUGGCUGUUCAUCUGCCUACUGGUGGUGGGCGUCGGACAGACCGGCAUCGCCACGCUGGGCAUCCCGUACGUCGACGAUAAUGUCGGCAGCAAGCAGUCGCCACUUUAUAUGGCUAUUACCAUCGGCAUCAGGGUGAUUGGGCCAGCUCUCGGGUUUCUUCUGGGAGCGCUAUGCACGAGGGUCUAUGUAAACCCUCUGAGUUCGCCCGACAUCGAAGCCAGUGACCCGAAAUGGGUUGGAGCGUGGUGGUUGGGUAUGGUGUUUAUAGCGGGCUUCAUCGUGCUGCUCUCAACUCUGAUGUUCUGCUUCCCAAGGCAAAUCAGACAGGAGCCUGUGCCCAUGCCGCCCAAGAAGAUAAAGGAUAAGAAUGAACCAUUCUUUAAAGAUUUCUUCGCAACAAUAAAACGGCAGCUGACAAACGACAUUCUGAUGUGGCGAACAGCGAGUUCAGUGCUACAUCUGAUGCCCAUCAGUGGGGUGUACAGCUUCUUGCCCAAAUACCUGGAGAAGCAGUUCCGGCUGCCCACGCACGACGCCAACCUUGUCUCGGGUCUGGGUGGUAUCCUAGUAAUGGGUUUGGGCACGAUCACGUCUGGUGUGGUGAUAUUGAAGCUAGUGCCGACUGCGCGACAAGUAGCCGCGUGGACGGCGGCCAGUGCUGCUAUCUAUAGUGCUGGUAUGGUAGUCCUAAUGUUCGUCAGCUGUCCUGAAGAGAACUACCGCAUGAUCAGCGAGAGCGGCAGCAUCGCCAACAGCAGCAUGGAGUGCAGCAGCGGCUGUUACUGCGACGAUGUGCCCUUCAAUCCUGUUUGUGGACAGGACUCGUUCACAUACCUAUCUCCGUGCCAGGCGGGUUGCCUGGGCAGCACGCAGCUGGACAACAGCACGUGGCUGUACUACAACUGCUCGUGCAUCGACGGCAAUGCGCGCGGAGAGAAGGCUGUUAACACCAUCGAGCGCUACUCCCUGUACGACAGCAUGGUGGACUCAUCAGGCAGCCUCCUCUCCCGCUCGCUCGGCUUCGCCGUCAGCGGCGAGUGCGGCGGCCCGUGCAACCAGAUCUACGUGUUCAUAGCCGUGUUCGCUGCCGUCAUGUUCGUGCAUGCCAGUGGGGAGGUCGGCGCUGUGCUGUUGAUUAUACGGUGUACUGAUAAACAAGACAAAGCGAUGGCGAUGGGCGUGAUCCAGUUUGCCAUAGGAGUGUUCGGCAACGUGCCGUGCCCCAUCGUGUUCGGCGCCGCCGUGGACGCGGCGUGUCGUGCCCGCGACGCGCUGUGCGGCAUGCUCGGCGCCUGCGCCUCGUACGAUAACGAUAGCUUCAGACAUCUGUAUUUAGGGCUAUCAGCAACCCUAAUGUUCCUAGCAUUCAUAAUGGACCUCCUAGUAUGGAGCAAGGCGGGUCGCAUCGAUAUGAACCCCGCGGACGCCUGCCCCGCGCCCGACGCCGCCCCCCUCGCCCCGCUCGCCGCCCCACCCACUCGCCCCGACACGCAGCUCUGACGCACUGAGACUAGCUACGAGUCACACUUCUGACUCCAGCCUACAGCGAAGGUUCUAUCUACGGAUUGUAGUAAACGAUCCAUCCUUUGUUUUGCGAUUGGAUAUUGAAAUUUGACAUUGACAUGAAGCUAAUGUCAAAAUUCGAUCUCUAAUUGAAAAACAAAAGAUGGAUCGGUGAUUGAAAUCUACAGUAAAUAAGCUACAUUGUUGAAGUAGAGGCGUCGUUUGAAUUUCGAACUUUAUUUUCGGUGUAAGUUUUUUUUUUUUAUAAAAAUGGUCGUGGUUUUCGUGUUUGAAUGUAGAAUACACGCAAUGAGUACUGUUCGCAGUUUAAAUCUAUCAAAAAGGUUUGUUCGAAUUUUCUACAGUCGUUUGAAUUUAAACUUUACGUAGAGGAAAUAAAGUUCGAAAUUGGAAAAAUGCUGCCGACAAUUUUGACAGUGCACUUGAGAAAAUAUUUUUGUAAUAAGGCACCUUAUUUCCACGUGUUGUGGUCCAAAUUACAAUAAACUAGGAUACUAAGUCCUCAACAGUGAAAUUUAAACCUUACGCGUAAGUAAUUAAGUCUGAAACACAACGACACGCAUGGAUAUGUUUGUCUAUAUGUAAGUUUGAUACCCAGUGAUACGGUCCGGACGGGAUCCAGUCUAUUAGGAGCUUUAGGCAAUUGUGAAUCUUAUAUUUUAAUAGUUAUGGUUGAAAAUUGAUUGAGAGGAUCUGAGUCGUAUUUUAACAAAAGGUUAGAUGUAACGACAUACAAAAUAUAAUAAUUAAAACCAACUUUUAAGUUUGGAGGUGGUAUCUUAAUUACAUUUUUGAUGAAUGUAUUUGUGUGCGUGUGAAAGCUACAAAUCGGCUUGACCGCCAUUUAUGAGCCAUAUAAGUAGAAAAAAAAAACAGUGCAUGCGUUACUUUAUAAUCGGACAUUUAGAUACUAUUUGUAUAUACAAUAUUAAUUUACAAACUACCAAUAUUUUGGUUAUUUAUUAGAAUCUUGCUAAUUCUACCUUUUUAGUAAAUACCAGUGUUUUUGUUCAAACUUGUACGGUUUAUGGCAACACUUCAACGUGACUGAGCAAUGAAAUAGUUUUUAUUGUGCAUUUUAUUUUGUAUCUAUGCAUUUUAUACACUAGUUACUUUACUGAAUAAGUAUGUGCUCAAUUUUGUAAACAUAAUAAAAAAGUAAUGAAACUAGAAAUCGAUUCAGGCAUAAUAAUAUACACUUGUA
Molecule: messenger RNA, 3983 nt
Organism: Helicoverpa armigera (cotton bollworm)
Lineage: Eukaryota; Metazoa; Arthropoda; Insecta; Lepidoptera; Noctuidae
Product: solute carrier organic anion transporter family member 74D
Exons: 11
Coding region: 701-2755 (684 amino acids)
Biological process (GO): sodium-independent organic anion transport; transmembrane transport
Cellular component (GO): plasma membrane
Molecular function (GO): protein binding
Source: RefSeq, a predicted model, not a curated record